AUGAAGGGCGAGAUUCUUCACCUCCACGUCGGCCAGGCCGGUACCCAGCUGGGUAACUCUGCUUGGGAGCUCUACCUCCUCGAGCAUGGCCUUGGCGCUGAUGGUCGUCCCGACCCCAACCUCCAGGAUGUCGGCGACCCGGGUUCCUUCGAGACCUUCUUCACAGAGACGAACAACGGAAAGCAUGUGCCCCGCGCUCUCUUCGUCGACUUGGACCCUUCGCCUAUCGACGAGAUCCGCACGGGCGACUACCGCCAGCUCUUCCACCCCGAUAUGUUGAUGAGCGGCAAGGAGGAUGCUGCCAACAAUUACGCUCGUGGUCACUACACCAUUGGCAAGGAGAUGGUUGACAGCGUUGUCGACCGCAUCCGCCGCAUCGCCGACAACUGCAGCUCCCUCCAGGGUUUCUUGAUCUUUCAGUCUUUCGGUGGUGGUACUGGUUCUGGUUUCGGUGCCCUCCUCCUGGAGCGUCUGUCCACCGAGUACGGCAAGAAGACCAAGCUCGAGUUCUCCGUCUACCCUUCCCCCCGCGUCUCGACCGCCAUUGUUGAGCCUUACAACGCUGUUCUCUCGACGCACAGCACCAUCGAGAACUCCGACUGCACAUUUCUCGUUGAUAACGAGGCUGUCUACGACAUCUGCCGCCGAAACCUCGACAUCCCCCGCCCUUCAUACGACCACCUUAACCGCCUGAUCGCCCAGGUCGUUUCCUCCAUCACCUCGUCCCUGCGCUUUGACGGUGCCCUCAACGUCGACCUGAACGAGUUCCAGACCAACUUGGUCCCCUACCCCCGUAUCCACUACCCCCUCAUCUCCUACGCCCCUGUGGUUUCCUCUGCCAAGAAGGAGCACGAAAGCUUCAAGGUCUCCGACCUCACCUUUCAGUGCUUCGAGCCCAACAACCAGAUGGUCGUCUGCGAUCCCCGCAACGGCAAGUACAUGGCUGUCGCUCUGCUGUACCGCGGUGAUGUCGUCACCCGCGACUGCAACUCCGCUAUUGCUGCACUCAAGGCCAAGGCCUCCUUCAACCUAGUCGAGUGGUGCCCAACUGGCUUCAAGCUCGGCAUCAACUACCAGAAGCCCAUGGCCGUGCCCGCUCCUCCUGAGGAUGGCGGCCUGGCCUCUGUCGACCGCUCCGUCUCCAUGUUGUCCAACACCACCGCCAUUGCCGAGGCAUGGUCACGUCUGGACCGCAAGUUUGACCUCAUGCACAGCAAGCGCGCCUUCGUGCACUGGUAUGUUGGUGAGGGUAUGGAGGAGGGUGAGUUCACUGAAGCCCGCGAGGACCUGGCUGCGCUCGAGAAGGAUUACGAGGAGGUCGCUGCCGACAGUCUCGAGGCCGAGGAGGAUACUGAGUAUUAA
Molecule: messenger RNA, 1362 nt
Organism: Emericellopsis cladophorae
Lineage: Eukaryota; Fungi; Ascomycota; Sordariomycetes; Hypocreales; Bionectriaceae
Product: Tubulin alpha chain-like protein
Exons: 5
Coding region: 1-1362 (453 amino acids)
Biological process (GO): mitotic cell cycle; microtubule cytoskeleton organization
Cellular component (GO): cytoplasm; microtubule
Molecular function (GO): GTP binding; structural constituent of cytoskeleton
Source: RefSeq, a predicted model, not a curated record